Molecule: messenger RNA, 2106 nt
Organism: Penicillium atrosanguineum
Lineage: Eukaryota; Fungi; Ascomycota; Eurotiomycetes; Eurotiales; Aspergillaceae
Product: F-box/WD repeat-containing protein
Exons: 2
Coding region: 1-2106 (701 amino acids)
Biological process (GO): ubiquitin recycling; proteasome-mediated ubiquitin-dependent protein catabolic process
Cellular component (GO): cytoplasm; nucleus
Molecular function (GO): ubiquitin binding
Source: RefSeq, a predicted model, not a curated record
AUGUCGCCACGCGAGAACUCUAGCGGCCUCUCUGUGCGGCGCCGCCCCUCGCUCUCCCUGCGCCCUCGUUCCAAGACUGCUGCGCAUUCAGCUACACUACCGAAAGACAAUGCGCAUGGCCAGUGGCAAGAUACCUCCCUGGCGGAGGUUUCCGACGAGUAUAACGCCUUGACGGUAGAUGAUACGGAGUUGUUUCCAGAGGCUGUGCCUCGACGUCGUGCAGCUAAGAGCUUCUCGAGUCUACGUCAUCCAAUGGACGGCCUAGUGGCUCUGGGCCGCCGCCUCUCCGUCUCAGUCCGCAACAAGUCCUCGAAACAGAGCUUGCGGGUUCCAGAACUGGAAGAUGAUAGUGAGUGCAGUUGCGAGAGUGGCUACUUUCACCAUGCUGUGGCCCACGGCUCGAACCACAAGCGCAAUGCCGGUCCUGGAAGCUGGGCUCCUAGAUCCCGCGCCUGGUCUAAUGGUAUCAGCAUCAACCGUCGUCCCUCGCUCAACAGUGUUUCUGCCCUGCAGAGUUUCUAUGCUCCAACUUCUUCAGCCCCGGUGCCCAUUCCAGGCCAUGGGCUUGCGCCUCCGAUCCUCCCGAACGAUAAGUUUGCGGGAUCGGCUGCGCGAGCCGCUGCCGCCGCGCAGAAUGAAGCGGCCAGGCUGGAAUCGGCCAAGACGGAGCGGGACCUCCAGAAGUCCGACACCAGAGUGAAGAAGGAUUCUGAGAGUGGUAUUGGAAUUGACUUGCGUGACCACUCCGGUCGGUCCUUUGUGACCUGUGUGACCUGUGUGCGCAUUGACCCAGUUUCUUACCUCCCCGCCGAGAUCUCGGCUCUCGUUCUUUCAUAUUUAGACCCUGCGUCUCUCAUGGAUUCCGAAUCCGUGUCCAAGGCCUGGCACCGACAGGCUUCUUCGCCCCAUGUUUGGAAGCAUGUCUUUCGUGGCGCAUAUCCUCGGCGCCCGGCCAGCUCCACUGCAACCAUGAAGAAGUUGUCUGUUGGACUGGGAAAGUCAAUCCCCAACCAGGACUGGAAGAAGAUGUUUCUCGUCCGGCGAUCUCUUGAGCAACGCUGGAGACAAGGCAAGGCCGCGGCCAUCUAUCUUCACGGACACACAGACAGCGUUUACUGUGCGCAGUUUGAUGAAAACAAAAUUAUCACUGGCUCUCGUGACCGCACCAUUCGUGUGUGGGACGCCCACUACCCGUGGUCCUGUCAAAAGAUCAUUGGCUCUUCCACGGGCGAUGUGACUAUCGAUGGACCGGUGAAUAACCCGGCACAGCAGGCCACGGGCAAAUCUCCCUUUGCAACUAUUUGCCCACCAUCGACUCCCUCCGCAGGGAUCGUUGCUCCUAUGGAGCACCCGUCAUUUUAUCACAGUGCUUCAAUUCUGUGCUUGAAGUUUGAUAAAGAAAUCAUGGUCACUGGGUCCUCAGACUUUAGCUGCAUCGUGUGGGGUAUCAAGAACGGCUAUCAACCAAUCCAUCGUCUCAUCGGCCACACUGCCGGCGUGCUUGAUGUCUGUUUCGAUGACCGGUAUAUCGUAUCCUGCUCGAAGGACACUUCCAUCUGCGUGUGGGACCGCAAGACCGGCGCCCUUCUUAAGCAACUAUCCGGCCACGACGGACCUGUGAAUGCUGUGCAACUACGCGGUGACCUCGUGGUGUCAGCAAGUGGCGAUGGUGUGGCCAAGCUUUGGAACGUCAUUACUGGCCACUGCGUCAAGGAGUUCAUCAGUAAGGAUCGUGGUCUUGCGUGUGUUGAAUUUAGUGAUGAUGGUCGAACUAUUUUGACUGGUGGCAAUGAUAAGAUUAUCUAUCAGUUCGACGCCAACACUGGCGAGCUGGUCCAUGAGAUCCGUGCCCAUUCGUCCCUGAUCCGGUCGCUUCACCUUGACAGUAUGAACAAGCGUAUUGUCAGCGGUAGUUACGACAUGAGUGUCAAGGUGUUCGACGCUGACACGGGUGAAUUGUCUAUUGAUCUGCCUGGUUGGACAACCAGCUGGAUGCUGAAUGUCCAGUCGGACUAUCGGCGGAUCUUGGCGACUAGCCAAGACUCACGGGCCGUCAUUAUGGAUUUCGGCUACGGGCUAGAUGGGAUUGAAUUGCUGGAGGAGUGA